Molecule: messenger RNA, 5982 nt
Organism: Aspergillus welwitschiae
Lineage: Eukaryota; Fungi; Ascomycota; Eurotiomycetes; Eurotiales; Aspergillaceae
Product: transcription factor domain-containing protein
Exons: 5
Coding region: 1-5982 (1993 amino acids)
Biological process (GO): regulation of DNA-templated transcription; DNA-templated transcription
Molecular function (GO): zinc ion binding; DNA-binding transcription factor activity, RNA polymerase II-specific; DNA binding
Source: RefSeq, a predicted model, not a curated record
AUGGAGACGCCUGGGUUUUCCCAGCCUGGCGAAGGCCUGUCGCAGGGCGAUAUUCCCCUUCGUCCUCACACAGAGGGUCCGUCCAUCGUCGUUCCUACCGCGCAUCCGCCGGCUCUCCCGGGCACUUCGUCGCAUAACCCUCAGAAACCCAGAUUGGCCACCCGUCCCGCGUAUGCCGAGAAGAAACAGCUUCUGUCCUCUGGGAGCAGCAAAGUCGCCAUUCCGCGACAGCGAUCGACUGCAGCCCCACGCUAUACUAGACGAGUCCCGCUGGCCUGUGAGUCGUGUAGGCAACGGAAGACAAAAUGUAGCGGUGACACGCCGGUGUGUCGGCAGUGCAAGGAAUUGAGGAUAAGCUGUCGGUAUCCGGUUUCCUGGCGGGAGCGGACGAAAGGGAAAUUGGAUAAACUUGCUGUGAGGGUCACGGACUAUGAGAAUCUACUGCGAGAUCUUGGCCCUCUUGUCGAUGGUCGGGCUGCCGAGCGUAUUAGGACGGUGUUGGAAAAGCACUCCGAUAGCGGUAGCGGCGAAAACACUCAGUCCAGCUCGGUAACACCCCAGGACGAGGACAAUGAUGAUGAGGUGACUUCGCCUUCGUCCAUCGGGUCUCUGGAUGCGAUUGAUCGGGUCGAGGAAGAUGUGAACCGCACUCCGAGUUCCAGAGCGACUGGUUAUAUGGGAAAGAAUUCCGAAGUCACUUGGAUGCAGCGGGUACGCAUGGAGGCCGAGCAUCGUGCUCGCAAGCUGCCGGGCCCCUAUGAGGCAGAGGAUGAGGGCGAAUUUGCCAUUCACUCCGUCAACUAUCAUCUAGACGACAUGGAUAUCUCCGUACCAGGUCCUGUUCAUGUGUACUGGAUGCCACCGCGCAAGGUGGCAGAUAAGCUCUUCGAAGACUACCUUGAUACGGUGCACCCAUUCUAUCCCAUCAUCAGCCGGACCCUCUUCCGGGCGCAAUACAAGACAUUCUUCGAGAGUGCCGCACGACCAGGGGACAAGUGGUUGGCGAUUCUGAACUUGAUUUUCGCCAUUUCCGCCAAGCAUGCCCAUCUCACGCGGGCCCCGUGGCGCGGUGAUGAGAAUGACCAUUUGGUGUAUCUCACACGGGCUCGGAUUUUGAGUAUGAACGGCGAUGUGCUCUUUAGUCACCCUGAUCUCCAGCAGGUGCAGGUCGAAGGCCUGAUCGCCUACUACCUACUUGCGUCAGAUCAGAUCAACCGAGCUUGGCGAAUCGCUGCCUUGGCCGUUCGUUCCGCAGUCACUCUCGGAUUGAACAUGAAGAACACCAGCGAGGGCACAGCCAACAUCUCCAAGGAGGCACGUUAUAGGGUGUGGUGGUGUUUAUACACAUUUGAGCACAUGCUGGGCAUCAUGACUGGCCGAGCUACGACCAUUACCGACGGUAUCUGUACUACACCGUUCCCUCUCCCUUUUGAGGAAGAUCAAUUGGUGGAAGCUGUAGCGACCAAGCUCUUGAAUGAACCCGAAUUACGUCAAGAGCACAUCGAUUCAGCACUUGCCUGCAUUUCUGUGCGGCAAAUGCCAUCUAAUCCAAAAGGGGGCCGGAACGCUCAGACGACAGAUAAACCGCGUGAUCCGGCAUGGCUGAGAAGUCUUCCGCCCUCAAGUGCUCUUGGAUUCCUUUACUACGUCGACCUUGCAGUUAUUUCGCAGGAAAUAGUCAACCGUGUGUACUCGCUGGAUUGUAUUUCCAUUCCAUGGGGCCACAUUGAGAACCGCAUUGGUGAGCUGCGAGCCCGCACUGACGUGUGGUACGCCAAUCUUCAUGAGUCUUAUGACUUCACUCGACGGGAAGAAGACCAGCCAGCAGCUACCCUGCGGGGCAAGCUCUUCCUCGCCUUCCACUACUACAGCGCGCGCAUUACGCUAGGACGACCGUGUUUAUGUCGUCGUGACGCCCGACAGACGGCGUCCAACAAGAAGGAGACAUUCAGCCAUGAGAUGGCGGUGAUCACUCUAGAAUCUGCCCGACGGAUGCUCGACUUGAUUCCUGAUGUGCCUGACGCUGUUCGUCUCUAUGAUGUCUGCCCGUGGUGGUGCAUUCUGCACUAUCUUAUGCAGACAACGACCGUGCUGCUGCUGGAGUUGUCGUUUGGCAGCAUUCAUAUGCCGGAUGAGGAGGCCAACUUCCUACAAGCUGCCAAAAAAGCCAUUCGCUGGCUCUUCGCCAUGUCCGAGAACAGUCUUGCAUCCCGACGCGCAUGGGAGUUAUGCUAUGGCAGCCUCCGGCAGAUUGCUGCCGGUAUGAGCUACGACAUUAGUGACUUGCCCGCGUAUGGCUUUGAGACUCAGCCCCAGGCCCAAGCUCAGGGCCAGGCGCUCAACGGUACACAACAUGAUUACUUGAGCCAUCUGGAAGAGACCAUGCAUGCGGGACCGACUUUCUACAACCCCGCGGCGGCAGAUAUGAGCAAUUCAGCGUCAGCUUCUUCCAGUAUGGCUCAGCAACCCAGCAUGCUGUUCGCUCAGACCGAACAACCCCUCCAGGGCUUGGCAAUGUCAGCUCCUAACCCGUUUCCCACGAAUCCGGAGUUGAGCUCUGGUUCUGGGGAUUCGUACUUUCCGUACGAUCCGAUCAGUGGGGUAUUCAUCCGCUCAUUCUUCCCUUCGUCUACUGACGAGGAACCAUGGGGUGGAGCCACGCUGACUCAGCAAGAUGAAUUUCCCCGGCGAAGCUUUUCUUUUCGGCGGCGAAGAAACACAUCCAAAGCUUUCGCUUCCCUCCAACAGCUGCCUCCCCCAGUCGCUGGUUAUCGCCAGGCACACGCCUUGUCCGCUCAAAUUGAGGAAUGCCGACCCGUCUCAACGAUUAGACAUGCGCCACAGAACGUCCGUCCGACGGUCACAUCGAGAUUUGGAUUUCCUCCGCCCGCAGGUCUCCUCCGCUACCUCCGUCGUGUCAUGAAAAGGUGCCUGAGUCCAGCUCGUCUGCCGUGCCUGGACCGCGGGUCUUCCUUCGUCCUCCACCCUUCGAUCCUCCGUCGUCUCGCCCCCCGUCACGUCGCGCUCACCAGCCGGGGACCUCUCCCCGAUAGGCGACGACAAUGGAGUCGCCAGUUCUCCGUCGGGGCCGGUCCUCCGAUCAAUCGCCAAUCGCUGCAAGACUAUGUUAGGCUGGAAAUGAAGAGAUGUCCUGUUGCAGGACCAGAUCAGAGUAACCCGGAGGCUUGGAUUGCGCGGCUGGACCAGUACCUGCCGCCUUCGUUGCGGAGAGACACCAACGGUCAUACAAACAAUGACGAUGUUCUGGAUGACGCAGCAAUUCGGACCGAUGCGGCUUAUUUUGCGCAGACGAUUGAAUUGGCUAACUUGCUGCUGCAUGCGCGGGAUUCCGGGAAGAUUGAUUUGCUUGCGUAUGUUGGUUUCCGGUUGAAUAAUUGGCCCGCUGUGCAGUUCUUGAUUAAUCGCCUGCUUGAUGCGGCGGACUCUCUUAAGGAGGUCACGCUUCCUUCCCGGCCUUUGUCUAGCUAUGACUGGGGUCUGGGGCAGGGGCUCUCGCUGGAUGAGCUUACGGAUAGGUCUGAGCCGCAGGCUCCGAAAAUCCCGCAGGCUUCGAACGGGCUGACGGCGUCGGAUAUGACGAGCUUGGAUGCUUUUACAGAGCGACCGUAUGCUGAUGACCAUUCGAAACGAUUUAUGGCUGAGGUGUGGCAGAGUUUGGGGUCUAUUGUGCUGGAUGCUGCUGAUGCCUCGCCUAACGAGGCGAAGCUGGCUAUGUCUCAUGUGUUCCAGGUUCUAGCUCGACUGCACCACUCCGAUGCCAUCUCCGAUAGGGUCUACAAGUAUGUCCCGCCGGACAGCUACCAAGCUACAUUCCGACCUCCGGGAAUGCAUCUGCUUUCUUCUCAUAUUAUGAGUGUCCUGUCCGACGCCGCGUGGCUGGUUCAUGAAGCGGAGGUUGCUGCUAAAGCGGCUGCUGCUGGCGAGGAUUCGCCUUAUCUUCCAUUCAAAAUGGGAGUUCGUGAGCUUGGGCCCGAGGUUUGGCUGGAGUUUAUCCUCUGGUGCUGUGUGGAACAUGGCCACAUCGAGGAGGGAGUAUGGCUCAUUGAUCGAAUGACAAGCAAGACAGGAGACCAGGCCUGGAAAUUCCAGAGCUGGAAGCCCCUACUCGAUGACUCCGGGUCGGUCUGGCAGACCAAAGUCGAUCAGGAAGAGACUUGGCGACAACCCGGCCACCAGGAACGCUCUACGAUGCUGCGAAAGCGGCAUAGCCCGACGCCCUUCCACGGACUGGGAAAGCGAACCAUGAGCACUGAAGUGGCCGCGGCCUUGCUGGAUAGCCUUCCCAACCAGGUAUAUCUAGGUCUCGGUUUCAGAGGUAUGUCGCCGAGCGCCCUCUUACGCUAUGCAUCCAGUCUCAAGUUCGCAAUUGCCCCGUCAACGGACGACGGGAAAUUAUUGCCUACGCGCAGAACGUCGAACUGGUUCGCUGUGCGAGUUAUGGAAUCGGGAGGCCUCAAGCCGGAAGCCGACCCCCGGACAUUCGAAGACUUCCUCAGGAUCACGCCGUGCGUCGUUCCGCCCUGGGACACCGACCUUUACCACGUCAAUGAAGAUGCUUUGACCCGAAUGAGUCGGUCACAGCUGUACGACGACACUGCCGCCUUGGUCGGCCUGAUCGAGUACAACAUCCGGUUUUACUCGUCGGAGCGCUUCUGCGGUGACGCUCUGAACGCAUUCUCCUGGCUGCAAGCCAUCGUUGACAGCAGCAAGAUGCAGCGCAUCGACGAGUUCUUCUCUUCGCGCGUCGACCGACCUGGCGUCGUUCUCCCUACCCUUGAACUUGAUGAUCUGGACUCCACGGAACCCUUCGAAUCAUCCAUGCCGCAAUUAUCCAGCGUCACCUUGGCCGAGCUCAUUGAUCUAGUCACCGUAUCGCGCGCAUUCACAUUCGGCAACUGGCUCUUCUACUCCGACGAUAUCGACGGCCCCCCAGUCUCGCCCCGCGCCUACGGCGACCAAGCCCUAGCACCAUCCAUCAUCCGCUACGCCACAGCCACCAGGAACGCCGCCCUCUGCGACGCCGUCGUCCAGUCCCUCUCCCAACCCCUCUCCUCCAACACCCUCCGCGCACUCCUCAACUCCCGCAUCGCCCUGCACCAAUGGGACGCGGUCACCAAACUCUUCGAAUACCUCCGCGACUACCGCGCCAAAUCCUGGGGCCAGAGCAACGCCACCGCCCUCGCCGCGGAGAUCAUCCGUCUCGAGCACACCAUCUACCGGCAACAACCACCCCCAGACCCCUCAACCCUACAAGAAACCACCACCUCCCUCACCCGCGCCAAGGAGCUCCUCUCCCGCCUCCUCAAGGGCACCUACAACGAACCCAACCACAUCGCCACCUCCCGCUUCCAAGAACGCGCCAUCUCCGGCCUCUACAACAUCUUCCUCUCUAUCCCAGGCACCCUCCACGACCUCGCUGCCUCCAUCACCAACUCCUCUAACAGCAACAAAUUCUCCACCCCCCGCAACGCCAUCCCCUAUAUCCCGGCAACAGCCUUCCACACCCUCCUCUCCGCCAUCGUCGACACCCGCGGCAGCGCCGCCGGCCAACGCUUCUACGACAAAUGGUGUCUCGACACGAAGUCCCCGACCUCACGCCGUCUCCAAGAAGGUGGCAUCGUCCGAUUCUAUCUCGGCAAGGAGCGGAACCUCGCGAAGGGCGAUCCGCACUUCGAUGCCAGAUACUUCAAGCGCGCGAGGGAGAAGGCCACGAUGCCGAAUCCCACGACUGUGAGGAUUAUUGCCCAGGCUGCUGUAGCGGAGUUUCAUGAACAUGAAGCUGAGGGUAAGGGAGCUGUGAACCCGGCUGAAGAUGUGUUGAGUUUCUGUAUCAAGAGGUUUGAGGCCUUUGGGAUGCGGAGACGCGAGAUUAAUCGCGAGGUUGGAGGGAUACUGUAUAGGAGACGAAGGGAGGGGGACAAGUUGAGGAGGGAGAUGAAGAAGGAGAAGGUGAGGGGGUAG